Molecule: messenger RNA, 282 nt
Organism: Gracilinanus agilis (Agile Gracile Mouse Opossum)
Lineage: Eukaryota; Metazoa; Chordata; Mammalia; Didelphimorphia; Didelphidae
Product: serum amyloid A protein
Exons: 2
Cellular component (GO): extracellular region
Source: RefSeq, a predicted model, not a curated record
ACUUUUGACUCAAGAUCAUCUCUUUCCAGGUGCUGGAGAUAUGUGGAGGGCCUACAGGGACAUGCGUGAAGCCAAUUAUAAAAAUUCAGACAAAUACUUCCAUGCUCGUGGAAAUUAUGAUGCUGCCCAGAGGGGACCUGGUGGGGUCUGGGCAGCUGAAGUGAUCAGUGAUGGCCGAGAAUUCUUCCAGGGUGGCAGCAGCGGCAGAGGAGUGGAGGAUUCUAGGGCAGACCAAUUUGCAAAUAAAUGGGGCAGGAGUGGCAAAGACCCCAAUCAUUUCAG